AUGCCGGAUGAGAAGUCCAGCAAAAGUGCUAAGAAGGAUCCUGAGUCAUCGAAGAACAUGAAGGAUGAUCAGGAUGAACAUGGUGAGCAAGGAGCUCAGAGUUUUGGGCAUUUGACUUUGCCGACGAAAGUGGAGUUUUUCCGCCCUGAAGAAGGAAGAUGGAGUCGCUGGUUAAUGCGCUUGGAAGACACGUUUGAUUGUUUUGGAGUUACUGAUGAAGCGCAAAUGAAGAAAUUGCUGUUGCAUUACAUGGGAUUGAAGGCGUAUGAUAAAUUGUGUGAUCGUAUUGCUCCAAAAUUACCACGAGAAAUGUCGUACAAGGAAAUUGUAGCUGAAGUGACGGAAAUUUUCGAUCCAACGCCUUUGGAGAUAGUAGAAGUGAACACGUUUCAUGAGCGAAAACAAGGAGAAAAUGAAACUUGUGCGGAUUUUUUGGCAGCUCUUCGGAAGUUGUCCACAAAUUGUAAUUUUGGUUGCAAGGAAUGCGACAACUUGACAAAAACUCUCCGGAAUCAAUUUGUGGCAGGGCUUUGGAACAAGGCAAUUAAGAAGAGGCUGCUGGAGAAACGUAACUUGACGCUAGAACUAGCUUUUGAUAUCGCCAGAGCUAUGGAAACUUCAGAAAAAGGAGAGGAAAAACUUCAGGAGAGCCGCAAGCAGAGCAUCAAUAAACUGGCAGAAGAUGAAAAAUUUCCACCCACAAAUGAUGAUGCAGAAUCUGUCAAGAGGAUUGUGAAGAAGUGCUUCAAGUGUGGAUCAGCUACUCAUCUAGCCAAUAGAUGUCAACCCAGGGAAAAAGUUGAAGAGGGAUCGGCCACUGAGAGAUAUGUCGAUGAUUUGAAAGAAGAAUUUAAGAAAGUUUUUGAUGAUUCACUCGGCAAAAUUAAUGGAAUUCAAGGGGAAUUGAAGUUAAAGCAUGAUGCUAAACCCGUUUUCUUGAAAGCCAGAACCGUACCUAUUGCUAAAAAAGAGGCAGUAGAAAGAGAAAUUGAGUCGUUGGUAAAUGAGGGUGUGCUGAUUAAAGUGAAUCAAAGUAGAUGGGCAACUCCAAUUGUUGCAAUUCCAAAAGCGUCCGGGAAAGUACGGGUUUGUGGAGAUUACAGUUGUACUGUAAAUCCCAAUUUGAUUGUGGAUAGAUAUCCUUUACCCACAAUCGAGGAGCUUCUGGCGGACAUGGCAGGGGGGCAGAAAUUUACGAAGAUCGAUCUUUCGCAAGCGUAUUUGCAGAUGGAAAUAAAGGAAGAAGAUAGAGAACUUCUAACAUUGAGUACUCAUAAGGGAUUGUACAUGCCUACGCGGUUGAUGUACGGGGUUGCUUCUGCGGUUGCAAUUUGGCAACGUACAAUGGAGUCACUUUUGCAAGACAUUCCUGGGGUAAAAGUUUUCCUAGAUGACAUCAGAAUCACGGGAGCUAACGAUGAGGAGCACCAUUUCAGAUUGAGGGAAGUACUUAAAAGAUAA
This is a messenger RNA of Phlebotomus papatasi, 1461 nucleotides long. RefSeq lists its product as uncharacterized. NCBI's taxonomy places the organism in Eukaryota, Metazoa, Arthropoda, Insecta, Diptera, Psychodidae. The record is from RefSeq and is a predicted model, not a curated record. The transcript is spliced from 3 exons. Gene Ontology annotation, molecular function: nucleic acid binding; zinc ion binding. Bases 1 to 1461 code for a protein of 486 amino acids.